CAGACUUCAGCAUAGCAGCAGUUUGAUUUGAUGAAUUAAUUGCUUUCAAUUAUUACUUUAUUAAUUUGGUGUUGUACUUGCUGCGACUUGUGUGCCACUUACAAAAUUCUACAGUAGUUCCUUUCGCCGUAACAGGUUUGUGAGAAAUAACUGACGAUAGUGCUUGAACUUUGACAUUGAUGUAAGACAUUAUUUUAUGAGCACUGUCUCUUUAACUCCAUUCGAUAGUAGUCUUAUGAAGAACAUUGAACUUACCGGUCCUAUACAAGCAUGGUUAUUUUAAGAUUUUUUGCGUCUGAAGCCUUUAGUGCUCAUAAAACAAAAGAGAUAUUGCAGAAGUUGCAAAACAUUGAUACGGACAUAUCAGGGCUGUCAACAGAACUUUGUUACCAUGUGGAGUUGGCCGAUGGGUGUGAUUAUUUGAAUAUCAAUCAAAUUAAGAUCUUACAGUGGCUUCUGAGUUCACCUUUACAGCCUCACGCCUUGUAUAAUGAAUCAAUCUACAAGAUUGUCAGAGAUAAUCAGAUUAUUGUUGAAAUUGGACCCAGGUUCAAUUUCUCAACAGCUGACUCUAGUAAUUCGGUCCAAAUAUGUGAAAGUGUUGGAUUACGUGACAUUGUUCGUCUUGAGGUAUCUACCAGAUAUCUUAUUUCAUUCAAUAAAGCUAAAAAUGUGUCUAACAAGUUGUUUGAAGAUUUGGCUGCGCCUUUACACGAUCGGAUGACCCAAUGCAUUUAUACUAGUAAGAACUUGCCGAGAAAGAGUUUCAAUGAAGGAUUGCCCAAAGAUCUGGAGGCUUGGUUUGUGGUGCCAUUACAAAAAGAGGGUAGGGCUGCUAUGGAACAUGUCAAUCAAAAGUUAGGAUUGGCAUUUGACUCCUGGGAUAUGGACUUCUACAUGGAUCUGUUCGUAAACAAAUUGAAACGUGACCCUACCAGCGUUGAGUUAUUUGACCUUGCUCAGAGUAACAGCGAGCAUUCGCGACAUUGGUUCUUCAAGGGCAAGAUAAUAUUGGAUGGCAAAGAAAUAGACCAAUCACUUAUUGAUAUGGUAGCAUCAACCCAAGAAACUUCUAACAAUAAUAAUGUAAUUAAAUUCGGGGAUAACAGCAGUGCCAUAAAAGGUUUCAAGCAUACGAAAAUUCGCCCAACCAACGUAAGGGCCCCAUCUCAAGUGAUUUCAGAGGAGGUUUUGUCUGAUAUAAUUUUCACGGCUGAGACCCAUAAUAUGCCCACCGCAGUGGCCCCAUUCAGUGGGGCUACUACUGGUACAGGGGGGCGAAUUAGGGAUGUUCAGGGCGUAGGUAGGGGUGGCCAUACUGUAGCAGGGACAGCCGGGUACAGUGUGGGCAAUUUGCACAUCCCAGGAUAUGAAUUGCCAUGGGAGGAGAAAGGAUGGGAAUAUCCCAGCAACUUUGCCAGUCCGUUACAAAUAAUAAUUGACGCUAGCAACGGUGCAUCUGACUAUGGAAAUAAGUUUGGCGAACCUGUGAUUACAGGAUUCGUCCAAUCGUAUGGUUUGAAGAACGCCGAUAAUGUAAGAGAGGAGUUCGUGAAACCAAUCAUGUUCAGUGGCGGUAUUGGUUACAUGCCCCAUACUAUGAUUAAGAAGAAUAAACCAGAAAAAGGAAUGUUGCUGGUGAAAGUAGGAGGCCCAGUCUACCGUAUCGGAGUUGGUGGUGGAGCCGCUUCCUCAGUGGCCGUUCAGGGUGGUGAUUCAAGAGACCACGCUUUGGACUUUGGUGCUGUGCAAAGAGGUGAUGCUGAAAUGGGAAAUCGCCUCAAUCGAGUGGUCAGAGGAUGUUUGGAAUCUGACAUCAAUCCUGUAGAAUCGAUCCACGACCAAGGCGCCGGUGGCAAUGGAAACGUCCUCAAAGAGUUGGUAGAGCCUGAAGGUGCGGUGGUCUUCACUAAGGAAUUCCAACUUGGAGACCCGACCAUAACUACUCUUGAACUUUGGGGCGCAGAAUAUCAAGAAAAUGAUGCUUUGUUGUGUAGUAAAGCUAACAGGCACGUACUAGAAGAAAUUUGUCGACGUGAAAGGUGCCCUGUGUCGUUCGUUGGAGAAGUCACUGGCGAUGGUUUCAUGAGCUUAGUUGAGGAUUCAUUCACUGAUAAAUACUUGGACAGAGCCACUAGACUGAAGCCAGAAUCAAGCUCCAAAGUUCCCUAUGACUUGCACUUGGAGGCAGUUUUAGGAAACAUGCCAAGAAAAACGUUUGAUUUGAAAAAGGAGAAGAGAACGAAACUGCCCCUGUCUUUGCCUAACGAUGUCACAGUUAAGAGCGCCCUCGACAGAGUUCUGAGACUCGUGAAUGUGGCUAGCAAGAGAUAUUUAACUAAUAAGGUGGACCGCUGCGUCACAGGACUUGUAGCGCAACAGCAAUGCGUUGGGCCCCUACACACUCCAUUAGCCGACUGCGCCAUCAUAGCUCUGUCUUACAACGAGCUGGUGGGAUCAGCUACUUCAAUCGGCACCCAGAACAUUAAGGGCCUAUUAGACCCUGCUGCGGGAGCGAGAAUGUCCCUUGGUGAAGCUUUGACUAAUUUGGUGUUUGCCGGCAUAUCAGAGUUAGAAGAUGUCAAAUGCUCAGGCAACUGGAUGUGGGGUGGCAAAACUGGCGUCGAAGGCGGGACUUUGGUGGUGGCCUGCGACGCCGUCUGCGCCGCUAUGAGGAAGCUCGGAGUGGCCAUCGAUGGAGGAAAAGACUCGCUGUCGAUGUGUGCCUUUGUUGCGGGACAGAAAGUGAAAUCACCCGGUACUUUAGUGGUUUCAACUUACGCGCCCUGCCCGGACAUCACGGUGAAAGUUGAGCCCGCGCUCAGAGCUGAAGGCUCUGCGUUGGUCCAUGUUCCAGCUACACCAGGAAAAUACAGACUUGGCGGUUCUUCGCUGGCGCAAUGUUACAAACAGCUUGGAGACAACCCACCAGACCUAGACGACCCAUUGGUUCUGAAGUCACUCUUCAAGGUUACACAAAAACUAUUGAAAGAAAAGAAAUUGCUGUCUGGUCACGACAUCAGCGAAGGCGGUUUUAUAACCACAGUCUUAGAGAUGGGUAUUGGAGGUGUUCGCGGGUUGAACAUUGAUUUGAAAAUUGAGAGUAACGUGUCGGCUAUUGAGGCGUUGUUCAACGAGGAACUGGGCAUCGUGGUCGAAGUGGCUCAGGCAGACUUGGCUUAUGUACUCAGCGAGUAUAAUAAGAAUGGAGUGAAGGCUAAACAUAUUGGUAGCACGGGACAGUAUGGAAUGAAGUCUAAGGUCAGUGUUAACGUAAACGGCGUUCAAGUACUGAACACGGAAUUGAUCGAUGUAUUUAGGAUGUGGGAAGAAACCAGCUAUCAGUUGGAGUGUUUGCAAGCUAACUCUGACUGCAUCAAUGAAGAAUGGAAAGGUCUUGAGAAACGUAAAGGUGCGACAUACAACGUCACAUUCGAUCCUUCUGCAGCGAUAUUGAAAACCAAAUCUGUUAAAGUGGCUGUACUGCGUGAAGAAGGAACAAACGGCGAUCGUGAGAUGAUUGCGUCACUGAUGAUGGCGAACUUUGAUGUGUUUGACGUCACGAUGAGCGACCUUCAAAACAAGAAGAUAACCCUGGAUGCCUUCCAAGGACUCGUCUUCCCCGGUGGAUUCAGCUAUGCAGAUACAUUGGGGUCUGCUAAAGGUUGGGCGGCAGGUAUCCUAUUUUCUGAGUCGCUGAGCGCACAGUUCGCUCACUUCAAAAACCGAAGUGACACUUUCUCGCUGGGCGUCUGCAAUGGCUGCCAGUUGAUGGCCCUUCUAGGCUGGAUAGACCCACAACAGCCGCGUAGAAACCAAGAGAAGGCUCAGAUAUUCCUGGAUCACAAUAGCUCGGAAAGAUUCGAAUGUCGUUGGAGCGCAGUAAAGAUCACCGAAGACCGCAAGCAAGACGUAUGGUUCCGCGGAAUGGGCGGCAGUGUGUUAGGAGUGUGGGUGGCCCACGGGGAAGGCCGGUUCACAUUCGCUGACGAACUGGUGAUGGACAAAGUCAAGAGGAACGGACAGGUCGCCAUGCAGUAUGUGGAUGAUGAUGGAGCGCCUACUGAGGUGUACCCGAUGAACCCUAAUGGAAGUCCAAUGGGCAUCGCCGGAGUGCGUUCCCCCGACGGGCGCCACAUCGCCAUGAUGCCGCACCCCGAGCGCUGCGUGCUGCGCUGGCAGGGCGCCGCCCCCGCCCCCGCCGCGUCCGCCCCCGCCCGCGCCUCCAGCCAGGCGUCACCGUGGGUCAGACUGUUCCAGAACGCGUACACCUGGUCUACCAGCCAAUAAAUUAAUCGCUAUAAUUUGUAACUGAAUGAUAGGUAUUCUGACACACAACUGUGGGUCUAGACAAAGUGCACUUUUUGAUCGAAUCGAAAAUCGAAUCCGUCAAAACUCCAUACAAAAAAAAGGCUUUUCGACUGGUUUGCGAUUAAAAUGUGCACUUUGUCUAGACCCACUGGGUAGUUGACACCAAUGACACGUAUAAGUGUAAUUUUUGAUGGGUGACGUCUCGCUUCCUAUCUUAUACCUCGAAUAUAUCAACUGUAUGGUUUGUGUCGCCAUGAUGCCGCACCCCGAGCGCUGCGUGCUGCGCUGGCAGGCCGCCGCCCCCGCCCGCCCCUCCAGCCAGGCGUCACCGUGGGUCAGACUGUUCCAGAACGCGUAUACUUGGUCAACGAAUCAAUAAAUCAUGUAUUACUUAUUGUAUGAUAGGCUUUUGACAACACCACAACUAAUGACGCGUCAAAGUGUAAUUUUGGGUGGUUCUCGCUUCCUAUUUUAUGUUUCAAAUAAAUCGACUGUUUAACGUACUGGCUAGCAGUGCCCGGCCCCUACCCGCCCCUCCAGCCAGGCGUCACCGUGGGUCAGACUGUUCCAGAACGCGUACACAUGGUCUACCAGCCAAUAAAUUAAUCGCUGUAAUUUGUAAUGGAAUGAUAGGCAUUCAGACACACAACUGGGUAGUUGACACUAAUGACGCGUAAAAGUGUAUUUUUUGAUGGGUGACGUCUCGCUUCCUAUCUUAUACCUCGAAUAUAUCAAUGUUGUGUGCUGCGCUGGCAGGGCGCCGCCCCCGCCCCCGCUGCGUCUGCCCCCGCCCGCGCCUCCAGCCAGGCGUCUCCGUGGAUCAGACUGUUCCAGAACGCGUACACCUGGUCUACCAGCCAAUAAACCAUGUAUUACAUGUAUUAUUGUAUGAUAGGCAUUUUGACAACACCACAACUAUUGACGCGUAAAAGUGUAAUUUUGGGUGGUUCUCGCUUCCUAUUUUAUGUUUUAAAUAAAUCGACUGUUUAACGUACUGGCUAGCAGUGCCCGGCCCCUACCCGCCCCUCCAGCCAGGCGUUACCUCGGAUCAGACUGUUCCAGAACGCGUACACCUGGUCUACCAGCCAAUAAAUUAAUCGCUAUAUUGUAACGGAAUGAUAAGUAUUCUGACACACAACUGGGUAGUUCACACCAAUGACGCGUAUAAGUGUAAUUUUUUAUGGGUGACGUCUCGCUUCCUAUCUUAUACCUCGAAUAUAUCAACUGUAUGGCUUGUGAUUCGCCAUGAUGCCGCACCCCGAGCGCUGCGUGCUGCGCUGGCAGGGCGCCGCCCCCGCCCCCGCCGCGCCCGCCCCCGCCCGCGCCUCCAGCCAGGCGUCUCCGUGGGUCAGACUGUUCCAGAACGCGUAUACUUGGUCAACGAAUCAAUAAAUCAUGUAUUAUUGUAAAAACGAUAGGCAUUUUGACACCACCACAAAUGGAUAGUUGACACCAAUGACGCGUAAAAGUGUAUUUUUUGAUGGGUGACGUCUUGCUUCCUAUCUUAUAUAUAUCAAUGUUGCGUGCUGCGCUGGCAGUGUGCCGGCCCCGCCCCCGCCCGCGCCUCCAGCCAGGCGUCUCCGUGGGUCAGACUGUUCCAGAACGCGUAUACUUGGUCAACGAAUCAAUAAAUCAUGUAUUACAUGUAUUAUUGUAUGAUAGGCUUUUGACAACACCACAACUAAUGACGCGUAAUAGUGUAAUUUUGGGUGGUUCUCGCUUCCUAUUUUAUGUUUCAAAUAAAUCGACUGUUUAACGUACUGGCUAGCAGUGACCGGCCCCUGCCCGCCCCUCCAGCCAGGCGUCUCCGUGGGUCAGACUGUUCCAGAACGCGUAUACUUGGUCAACGAACCAAUAAAUCAUGUAUUAUUGUAAAAACGAUAGGCAUUCUGACACCACCACAACUGGAUAGUUGACACCAAUGACGCGUAAAAGUGUAUUUUUUGAUGGGUGACGUCUCGCUUCCUAUCUUAUACCUCGAAUAUAUCAACUGUAUGGCUUGUGCAUCGCCAUGAUGCCGCACUCCGAGCGCCGCCCCCGCCCUCGCCGCGCCUGCCCCCGCCCGCGCCUCCAGCCAGGCGUCUCCGUGGGUCAGACUGUUCCAGAACGCGUACACCUGGUCUGCCAGCCAAUAAACCAUGUAUUACAUGUAUUAUUGUAUGAUAGGCUUUUGACAACACCACAACUAAUGACGCGUAAAAGUGUAAUUUUGGGUGGUUCUCGCUUCCUAUUUUAUGUUUCAAAUAAAUCGACUGUUUAACGUACUGGCUAGCAGUGCCCGGCCCCUACCUGCCCCUCCAGCCAGGCGUCACCGUGGAUCAGACUGUUCCAGAACGCGUACACCUGGUCUACAAGCCAAUAAAUAAAUCGCUGUAAUUUGUAACUGAAUGAUAGGUAUUCUGACACCACCACAACUGGAUAGUUGAAACCAGUGACGCGUAAAAGUGUAUUUUUUGAUGGGUGACGUCUCGCUUCCUAUCUUAUACCUCGAAUAUAUCAAUGCUGCGUGCUGCGCUGGCAGUGCGCCACCCCCGCCCCCGCCGCGCCGCCCCCGCCCGCGCCUCCAGCCAGGCGUCUCCGUGGGUCAGACUGUUCCAGAACGCGUAUACUUGGUCUACCAGCCAAUAAACCAUGUAUUACAUAUAUUAUUGUAUGAUAGGCUUUUGACAACACCACAACUAUUGACGCGUCAUAGUGUAAUUUUGGGCGGUUCUUGCUUCCUAUUUUAUGUUUCAAAUAAAUCGACUGUUUAACGUACUGGCUAGCAGUGCCCGGCCCCUGCCCGCCCCUCCAGCCAGGCGUCUCCGUGGGUCAGACUGUUCCAGAACGCGUAUACCUGGUCAACGAAUCAAUAAACCAUGUAUUACAUAUAUUAUUGUAUGACAGGCAUUUGACAACGCCCCAACUAAUGACGCGUCAUAGUGUAAUUUUGGGUGGUUUUCGCUUCCUAUUUUAUGUUUCAAAUAAAUCCACUGUUUAACCUACUGGCUAGCAGUGCCCGGCCCCUACGCGACCCUCCAGCCAGGCGUCACCGUGGGUCAGACUGUUCCAGAACGCGUAUACUUGGUCAACGAAUCAAUAAAUUGUUCCAGAACGCGAUAGGCAUUUUGACACCACCGCAGUUGGGUAGUUGAUACCAAUAACGCGUAAAAGUGUAAUUAUUUGGUAGUUGUUGUCUCACUACCUAUUUAUUUUAUUUUAUUUUUUGCCUCGAAUAAGGACGGAUAUAGACUGUUUAACCGUUUGGAUCGAUUAUUCUGAAUCUCGCCGUUUUAUAUUAUCAUUUAGAACUGGCUAAAAACUUGAUAUGACUGAAAUUUAGAGGGACCAAAAUAAUUAUUUUGUACGGUAUACUUAGCAUACUUUCUUAAGUUAAUUUUUAUCAAAAGAUGUUGAUUAUAAUCAUGUCUUUAGUUUUACAAUCGUUGUAUGAUUUGAUGUUUACUAUAAAAAUAUUUUUGUUUUGUAUACGUUGUUGUGUUGAGUUUAUAAGAACUGGAAAUGGUUAUGUAAGGUUAUUAUGAAUUAAAAUGUGCCAAGUUAAACCUAGUAUUAAGAAAAAAUAGGAGAUCUUUUAUUACUGUUGUGCGUUGUAUUUUUUAAAUUUUGAUAAAAAAAAAUAUAUCUGAUAUUUGUCUGUAUUCUUCUAAAGAACAAUUUGUCAAAUUCCUACGUUUAAGGUUCAUGAUAUUUAAUAUUCAUUUUGCAUUUUUACUGUAUCUGUGAUGGAUAAGUUGCCUUUACCAGUGAGAUGUCUUCCAUAAAACAUUCCUUAAGUUCCAACAAAUUUUUGAGGCGCUAUUUUAUGCAUUUUAAAUCAUAGUUCGAGUAAAGAUAAAUAUUUUUAUUAUUAAGUGAGUUUUUCAAUAAAACUUGAUGUUUUAUAUUA
Messenger RNA from Ostrinia nubilalis (European corn borer), 8200 nucleotides. It is a transcript of the gene Pfas, whose product is annotated as phosphoribosylformylglycinamidine synthase. NCBI's taxonomy places the organism in Eukaryota, Metazoa, Arthropoda, Insecta, Lepidoptera, Crambidae. Gene Ontology annotation, molecular function: phosphoribosylformylglycinamidine synthase activity. The transcript has 24 exons. Gene Ontology annotation, biological process: 'de novo' IMP biosynthetic process. The record is from RefSeq and is a predicted model, not a curated record. The coding region runs from base 271 to 4290 and encodes 1339 amino acids.